Molecule: messenger RNA, 1140 nt
Organism: Hypomesus transpacificus
Lineage: Eukaryota; Metazoa; Chordata; Actinopteri; Osmeriformes; Osmeridae
Gene: atp5f1c
Product: ATP synthase F1 subunit gamma
Exons: 9
Coding region: 49-930 (293 amino acids)
Biological process (GO): proton motive force-driven ATP synthesis
Molecular function (GO): proton-transporting ATP synthase activity, rotational mechanism
Source: RefSeq, a predicted model, not a curated record
UUCUUGCGCUUGCGCAGUCCUGUGUGUCUGACCUUCAUAGAAGUAACCAUGUUCGCCAGGACCAGCGCGUUGGUUUUCCUCCCACAAUGUGGGCAGGUCAGGAACAUGGCCACCCUGAAGGACAUCACCAUCAGGUUGAAGUCCAUCAAGAAUAUCCAGAAGAUCACCAAGUCCAUGAAGAUGGUGGCAGCUGCCAAGUACGCCCGUGCUGAGCGGCAGCUGAAGCCUGCCCGUGUCUACGGCACUGGUGCUCUCGCCCUGUACGAGAAGGCUGACAUCAAAGCCCCCGAGGAGAAGACAGGGAAGCACCUGAUCAUCGGCGUAUCGUCUGACCGCGGGCUCUGCGGUGCUAUCCACUCCAACGUGGGCAAGGCCAUCAAGAGCGAGAUCGCCAGUCUGACCAGCACGGGCAAAGAUGUGAUGGUGGUCAACGUUGGAGACAAGCUCAGGGCACUGCUGCAGAGGACCCACAACAAACACCUCCUCCUGAGCUGCAAGGAGGUGGGCCGCAAGCCCCCCACCUUCGCCGACGCUUCCAUCAUCGCGGCUGCGGUCCUCGACUGCGGCUACGAGUUCGACCAGGGCUCAGUUAUCUUCAACAGAUUCAGGUCUGUCAUCUCAUACAAGACGGAUGAGAAGCCCCUGUAUUCCGUGGACACCAUUGCUAACGCAGAGAGCAUGGGCAUCUAUGAUGACAUCGAUGCUGAUGUGCUGAGAAACUACCAAGAGUUUGCCCUGGUCAACAUCAUCUACUAUGGUCUGAAGGAGUCAACCACCAGUGAGCAGAGUGCCAGGAUGACUGCCAUGGACAGCGCCAGCAAGAAUGCCUCUGAGAUGAUUGACAAGCUGACCCUGACCUUCAACCGUACCAGACAGGCUGUCAUCACCAAGGAGCUCAUUGAGAUCAUCUCUGGAGCUGCUGCUCUAUAAAGCGGUGAGAUCCUCCUGUCAUCCAUCCAUCUACAGCGGUCCUUGCGCCUCUGCUUCAAGUCCUUCAGACAGCUGUUGUCAAGAGUUUAUGAACAUUUGUGCUUCUAUUUGUAAAAUAUUCAGAAAAAUAAACCUCUUACAGAGAACUGUGAUCCUUUCAUGUGUCCUGUUAAGCUUUCCUCACAAUAAAUACUUGUUGUGACCCUAAAA